Molecule: messenger RNA, 1122 nt
Organism: Brettanomyces bruxellensis
Lineage: Eukaryota; Fungi; Ascomycota; Pichiomycetes; Pichiales; Pichiaceae
Exons: 1
Coding region: 1-1122 (373 amino acids)
Biological process (GO): vacuolar acidification
Cellular component (GO): fungal-type vacuole membrane; vacuolar proton-transporting V-type ATPase complex
Molecular function (GO): proton-transporting ATPase activity, rotational mechanism
Source: RefSeq, a predicted model, not a curated record
AUGACCCUUGCCUUGGAAAAAGGAAAAUUGAAAGGAGCUGAACAAGGAUAUUCGUUGCUUAAAAGAAAGUCUGAAGCUUUGACAAAACGGUUCAGGGAUAUUACUAAGAGAAUUAAUGAUGCCAAAAGAAAGAUGGGAAGAGUGCUACAAACGGCAGCAUUCUCUCUUGCAGAAGUUUCCUAUGCCGUUGGUGGAAAUAUUGGCUACCAAGUCCAGGAAUCUGUGAGUGGAAAAGCCAGGUUUAAAGUCAAAGCAAGACAGGAGAAUGUUUCUGGUGUUUAUCUACCGCAAUUUGAGACGGAGAUUGACGAGUCGAUUAAUGAUUUCAAGAUGGCCGGAUUGGGAAGAGGAGGUCAGCAGGUUCAGAGAGCCAGGGAGGUUUACACAAAGGCUGUGGAAACGUUAGUGGACUUGGCUUCUUUGCAAACAGCGUUUGUAAUUCUUGAUGAAGUCAUCAAAGUGACAAACAGGAGAGUCAAUGCCAUCGAGCACGUGAUUAUUCCACGGACGGAGAACACGAUUGCAUACAUCAACUCCGAGUUGGAUGAGGUGGACAGGGAAGAAUUUUACCGGUUGAAAAAAGUCCAGGAGAAGAAACAGCAAGCUAUAGUUGUUGAAGAAGCGGAAGAUGCUGCGAGAAAGGCCAAGAUUAAGGAAGCCAAGAGAAAGAGAAAAGAGGCAAAGAAGCAGGCUGCGAAAAAGGCUGCGGAGGAGAAAGCUGCAAAGUUAAGAGCUGCUGAAAAGAAGAUUGCUGAGCAAAAAGCUGCUGAGAAGAAGAUCGCUGAACAAAAAGCUGCUGAGAAAAAGGUCGCCGAACAGAAAGCUGCCGCGCAAAAAGAUGCUGACGAGAAUGCUGCCAAGGAUAGUUCUGCAAACGAGAAUUCUGAGAGAGAAGAAAAAGUGGAGGCUGAAAAGACUGAUGAGAAGAUUGAGGAUGAAACAGCAAAUGAGACGGUUGACGAUAAAGAGGUUCAGGAUGAAAAUGUUGAGGCCGAAGAUAAUGAAGAGGAAGUGGUCGAUGAAAGUGCAGAGCAAACUGUGGAAAGUAGUGAUGAUUCAGGUGAAGACGAAGAAAGUACCAAAAACCUCAUCCAGGAAACGGAGGAUGACGUCAUAUUUUAG